AUGGACGAAGCAGAUACAACCUUUCGCAUAGUUUUAAUAAAAAUUCAACAUUCACUUUCGAAUGAAGACCGUCAACAAUUGAAUUUUAUCUUUGGUAAUGAUAUCCCACGCGUUUUACGUGAAAAAGGUUCACUUGAAAAUUCACUAAGUGCAUUACAGGCACUUUUUGAUAGGUUAAAAAUAUCGAGAGAUAAUUAUGAUUAUCUUGUUCAAGCAUUACGAGCUAUUGAACGUCAUGAUUGUGCACAACAACUAAUUGAUUAUACUAAGUUUACACGAGAAAUUAUACCACCUCUACCAAAUGAGCAACACCAACAAAACCAAGCUGAAACAACAAUCGGAUCACUAAUAACUAAAUCACAAGUAGUUGCUUCAGAAAUACUUGCGGAUCUUGAAGACGAAGAUGAUAAUGUGUGUGUUCUAAAAACUGAGACACCUUCAAUUCGAUUUAAUUCACCUGAACCAGAUCCUAUGAAUUUUGAUAUGAUUGAUUUAAAAAUAUUUGAAAAUCCUGAGUAUCAAUGGACUGACGAAGAUUUAAACUCACUUAAUGUACAAAAGCCUCCUCGGUCAUAUCAAAUUGAAAUUAUUCGAGAUUCUAUUGCCAAUGGUAAUACUGUUGUUUGUCUUCGAACUGGUUCUGGCAAAACUUUCAUUGCAUCAAUGUUAAUAAAAUAUUAUUUCAUUAAGAAACAAAAAGCAAAUCCAGAUUCAAAGUUUUUAACUAUCUUCUUCGUACCACGAAAAGCUAUUCGAUUACAACAAGCAAAAGCUAUUUCGGAAAUCGGUAAUUUAAAAGUACAACUAUGUGAAGAUGAUCAAACAAUUGAUCAACUUAUCGGAACAAAUCAAGUUAUUGUUGCUACGCCGCAAAAAUUUCUUAAUUGUUUGAAAAAAGGAACAAUUGAUUUAUCUAAAGUCAAUUUAAUGAUUUUUGACGAAUGUCAUAAUACAUCAGGUGGCAAUCCUUAUUGCGAAAUAAUGAAAUUUUAUUUAUGCCCAUCGAAAAAUCUGGAUCCAAACGAUAGACCCACAGUUAUUGGUUUAACUGCAACAGUUAGUGCAAAAGAUACAGUUGAAAAAAAAGAAUCAAUUGAGAAAAAUCUUGUUAGUCUAUGCAGUAAACUUGCUUGUAAGACUAUUUCAACUGUAUGUAAUCCGAAUAAUAUUGAAGAAAUUAAUCAACAAAUUCGUCGGCCAACAAAUGAUCAAUUUGAAUUUGUUUUACCGGUAGAAUAUAAUCCUAGUUUUCAUGAAUAUUUAAACAUGUUUAAAAAUCUUAUUGAAAAAAUUAAAAGUCAUUUGGAUAGUAAUGAUUUAUUAAGUGAACAAGAAAUAGGCUCAUCUGGUUUUAUUGGUCAACUUGUUCUAUUACAACAAACAUUUGAAAUCAAAGGUGAUAUGAAUAAUAUUAUUAUUUGUGAAUAUUUAUUAUUAUUAACAAAAAAAUAUUCAGCACUUAAAGAUUUACCAUUUGAUAUGGUAAUAAAUUAUAUAUCACAAAAUAUUGAUGAAUAUUAUAAGGGAUACCAACAAUCAAUACCAAUGAAUAAUGUAUUAUACGAAUGUUGCAAAGCAGAAUUAAAUAAAAUUUUAGAAAAACAUGAAGAACAUCCGACAACUAAUUCAAAAUUAGAUAAUCUAGUUCAACUUCUUAAACGACAUGUUACUGGAUCUGCAAAAGGACUUAUCUUGGUUAAAACAACAUUUUAUGCGAAAACUAUUCAUGAUUAUUUGUGUAAGCAUCCGGAAUUGAAAGAUAUUGUUAAAUCAACAUGGCUUGUUGGUCAAAAUAGUUCAGAUCAUUCAUUGACAAUACAUGAUCAAGAAGCAAGAUUGAAACAAUUUCGAGAAGACCAAUGUAAUGUAUUAGUUGCUACAGAUAUUGUGCAAGAAGGUUUAGAUAUACCAACAUGUUCGUAUGUAAUUCGAUAUGAGUUUGUAUCCGAUGAAAUUGGUACAAUUCAAUCACGGGGUCGAGCUCGAGCACAAAAUAGUUCAUAUUAUCUUAUAACUGAAAAGGACUCCAACAAUCAUCGCCGAGAACAAAAUAAUAAAAUUCGUGAAGACAAUAUGGAAAUGGCUAUUAAAGCAUGGCCAACAGUUAAUAAAGACAUAUUUUAUCGUGAUGUUGAAAAUAAAACUAAAACACUCAUUGUUGAAUGGGAAAAUGCUUUAAAAACUGAAAUACAACAAAAACUUGCAUUAAGAAAGAUUGGCAAAAAAACUGGAUUUAUACGCUGUCGAAAAUGUAAUCGAAACUUGGGUGCACUUGAAUGGUUGAGAAAAAGAAAUACAACUUAUUUCAUAAAUAAUCCCGAAUUCAUUGAUAAUAAUGAAUGUAGACUCCGCAGUGAACCGGAACGUCGUCUUGAAAUUUUAUCUAUGGGAAAAGUUAUAUGUACUUGUGGUAGUCAACUUGGUGGAUGUCAGAAAUUUAUGGAUCGACAAGACUUAGGUUUAUUAUGUGCAUUAAAAUGUGACCAAAUUAAAUUUGAAAUUGAAGGACAAACAGCUUAUAUAGAAUUUAAACAAUGGAGUAAAAAUGAUCGUUUUGAUGUUGAAGAACUUGAAGAAAUUUAA
This is a messenger RNA of Adineta steineri, 2583 nucleotides long. NCBI's taxonomy places the organism in Eukaryota, Metazoa, Rotifera, Eurotatoria, Adinetida, Adinetidae. The record is from the annotation of a GenBank genome assembly.